UUGGAACUGUGGUCAUAUUGUUGAAAGUUGACAGACGAGCCUGUCAACACAGCUAUAUUAAUUUAUGAGAUUUUCGUAGUCUUAAUUGUAUAUGUUUCUACUCAAGAUUAUAUAAAUUAUGCCGAAGAAUAAAGGAAAAGGAGGUAAAAACAGAAGGAGGGGGAAGAACGAAAAUGAAACAGAAAAACGUGAGUUAGUUUUUAAGGAAGACGGCCAGGAGUACGCCCAAGUCACAAAGAUGCUCGGUAAUGGCCGCUUAGAGGCCAUGUGCUUUGAUGGCAUAAAACGUCUUUGCCACAUCAGAGGUAAAUUACGAAAAAAAGUAUGGAUAAAUCAAGGAGACAUCAUACUUAUUGGCUUACGAGAUUAUCAAGACGCCAAAGCUGACGUAAUUUUGAAAUACACCCCUGACGAGGCAAGAAAUCUUAAAACGUACGGAGAAUUUCCUGAAACAGUUCGCAUCAAUGAGACUGUUGUAUAUUCUGUUGAUGGUCUCGAUGAAGACAUCGAAUUCGGAGACGAAGUCAGCUCGGAAGAUGAGGCUGAUGCUGUUGAUGCUAUAUAAAUAAUUUUGAUAUGUUUAACAACUACAGUAAGUCAAUGGAAAAUUAUUUUCUAUUAAAAAUUAAAUGACAUAUUGUGAUUACAAUUUUGUUAUCAAAAUUACUAUAAAAUAUAGCACAGUCCAUAGUAAAAUGUCUAUUGCAGACACCCAGUAUUGUCCUUUAAUGCAAGUAUACAAUGUCUUGAAUAUUUAUUAAACCAAACAAAAAAUAUUACAUCUAUAUAGUAAAUCUUGCACAACAUUCCUCGGACCCCAUGACUUCUCAAACAUAAAAUUGUAAGGAAUGUAUAUAAUUAAAUAAUUAUAAAAGA
Molecule: messenger RNA, 876 nt
Organism: Danaus plexippus (monarch butterfly)
Lineage: Eukaryota; Metazoa; Arthropoda; Insecta; Lepidoptera; Nymphalidae
Gene: eIF1A
Product: eukaryotic translation initiation factor 1A, X-chromosomal
Exons: 1
Coding region: 119-565 (148 amino acids)
Biological process (GO): translational initiation
Cellular component (GO): cytoplasm
Molecular function (GO): RNA binding; translation initiation factor activity
Source: RefSeq, a predicted model, not a curated record